Messenger RNA from Morone saxatilis (striped sea-bass), 3095 nucleotides. Its product is annotated as interferon alpha/beta receptor 1b-like. The transcript is spliced from 8 exons. NCBI's taxonomy places the organism in Eukaryota, Metazoa, Chordata, Actinopteri, Moronidae. The coding region runs from base 148 to 1413 and encodes 421 amino acids. The record is from RefSeq and is a predicted model, not a curated record. Gene Ontology annotation, molecular function: protein binding; interferon receptor activity.
ACAGCCUCAGGAAAAUCUACUGCGCUUUCGUGAGCUGUCAAACAACAACGCUGCAUCGACCGCGACCAGAGAGACGGACCAAGUUCGAGUCCGAGCCGAACCGAGCCGAGCCGAGCCUGUACCUCGAAAAUAACAAGGACCUCAACCAUGUCCGCUGCUUUCCUCGCCAGCCUCCUCCUCUGCUGCCUCCAGUCCAGCCCCGUCGGAGCAGAGGUGGCAGCUCCACAGAAUGUGACCAUGGUGACAUUAAACACCAAUUACACACUGAGCUGGGACUGGGACCAGAGCGCCGGGGGUCACGCCGUCACCUUCACCACAGAAUACGUGGCGAAGUUCAAGCUGAGCUCCAAAAAGAGGGAUCCAAAGUGGUCAGUUGUAUGCGACAAGACAUCACACCGGUCAUGUGACCUUACCCAGUGUAACCUGAACUACCUAGGAAUCUACGUGCUUCAUGUCCGCGCCAACGUGAACGGGAGUCACUCUGCGUGGGUGCACAUAGAAUUCUGUCCGGAUAAAAAUGCUGCAUUGGGCCCUCCAAGCAAAGUGAACCUUACUCUUGCUGGAAGUUCUCUGGAUGUUUCAAUCCAGGACCCUUUGACCAGCAAAAACAUCUCCAUGAAGGAGAGGAUUCCCCAGCUGUACUACCACUACGUCUACUGGGAAGGCACUGCACACACACGGGCCUCAGGAGUCCAGACGUUGAUCACCAGUGGCAACUUUGUGACUUUGCCAGACCUGAAGUCCUGGACUUCGUACUGUGUGAGCGUCCAGUCUCGCUAUGACUUCUUCAACAAGAGCAGCAGCUUUACCUCGCCGAUCUGCAUGCAGACCGCAGGUGUUAUUCCAUGGUGGGUGAUCUUUCUGUCCUUCCUGGGCUCUCUGAUUUUCUUCUUCACCAUCGUGCUGCUCGCAAUCUUUGGCUUCAUGAAGAUCUACAAGACCAUCAAGACGGUGUUUUAUCCCUCCAUCCAGCUGCCCCCACACCUCAAGGACUAUCUUUGUGACUCUCCUGCGUCUGACGUCCCUCGCCUGCUCGCCUCCCCCGAUUCAGAAUCAGAGCACUUGUGUGAUAAGGUGAUCAUCUGUCCAAUGCCGGUCCUGGAAAUCCACUACCCGCCCCCUGAGGCCCUGGCGGCGCCCCCAUCGGGCCUGCAGCCAGACAGCAGCGGCAGACACAGCCGCCAUGGCAGCAGUGGCAGCGGAGACUCAGGAGUUUACUCCACGGGUGGCAGCUCCGGCCUGCGGCAGCCCAACAGCAAUCAGUCCGGUCAGUCCAAUCAGUCCAUGUUGGGGGCCGAAACCUCCUGGCAGGGCCCCUUUGACUCGGAGCAGGUGAAGAUGCGGAACAUGACUCCGGGGCUGAAGAAUCAACCUCUGAUCACUGACGAGGGCAUUGUAGACAUGUGCGUCUGAAGGCACGCACGCACGCACACCAAAAGACAUUUGUUUGUUUGGGAAGAGCAUGAAGUGAGGAUAUUGAGGAAGGCGAGGAGGAGGAGGAGGAGGAGGAGGUUUGAGGAAAAUGUGCAGCGUGCCUUUUGUCCAGCUGUCACUGUGAAACAAGGAGAGGAAAGUGUAAAAACGACUACUAGAAAACACAAGAUGAUUGACACAGACUCACUGUGGUGUCACUGUGUUUCCAAGGGUGUGGUCACGCUAAAGACUGCACUGUUUAUUUUUUUCCCACAUACACACUCAUGUAACCUACUUUCUGGUGCCAUGCAGGAAGUUCUGUCAGUGCUAAACUGACUGAAUGUGGCUGAGAGUAGCAGUCUUUAUUAAUAAUGCUUUGAAGUAUCUGUUUUACUGUCCUAUUGCUUUAAUGAGUUAACAUAAAAAGUUUAAAGGUGCUAAUCAGGAAAUGUUAAAUAAAGAUAAGUUACUGAUGUGACUGCUCUAACAGCACUGUUCUAGUUGUAGAGAAGUGGGGAAAUGCACCGAGCUGUCAAUCAGGAUGUAAAACCCUUUUUAUUGCAUCAGGUAACUCUAUAAAAUCCAACUUAAAAGAAAAGUGAACAUAAGAACAUUUAUCAGCAGAACUACCUAAAAAAAAAUACUUGGUCGAUGGACAGUGCAGCAGCAAAUCCUCCUUUGUGAUGGUUGUGUUCAGUUUUUAUUUAAUUUGAGGUGUUGACUCAACUGUUCCUAGUGUCUUACUGAUGGUUGUAUUUUAUUUAGCCUCAUUGAUGCAAAUGGGGUGGUAAAAAAUAAUGAAAAUAAAAACAGCUGCAGGAUAACGCGGGACGAUUCGGCAGCACUGCAGGCGGUGCCUGUCAUUGAGGGGUGAGACCUACUGACAUAGUGAGUUUUAACAUUAUCGUGGUGUUUAACAUUUUGCUGAAACGUCUGUGUGUUGAUUAGAAAAACUUUAAACAGGUUUGACCUGAAAUCUGUUGAUAUCCCAACAAUCCAUCCAAUAGCACUUCGUAUGAAACUAUUUCUGUGUUGUGUCUCUGUGUGUAAAACGAGAGAAAGAAAUGAGUAUAGUUUUUCUCUCAUCCAAUCAGCAAAGUGAUUCAGCAUGAUUUUAUGAAACCUACCAGGAGGCACUAUUAUGAAAGCAAAGUUUAGUUCUUCUGUGCAUAUGAUAAUGUGUGUGUGUGUGUGUGUCUCUCUGAGAGCAGCUUUUGAUUUUAAUCUGAGCAUUUAGAGUACAAUUUUGUUUCUACCAUUUAUGAUUCUUAUAGAAUCUUGGCGCCAUAUUAUAUUUAGUUUGUUCUUAUGACACAUUUUAUUUGUAUCAAAGACAUUUUCCUAUUUUUUUUUUAAUCAAAGCUUUAUUCCUUCCACCUGUAUUCAUCUUUCAUGUUUCAAACUUGGUUGAAUUUACACACUUAUGAUUCCUGUUACGUUUUACCUCACAUGCUUAUCUAGAUCAUUUUCUCUGUGAAUUCAACAAUGGCUGAAAGAAGAAAGCUUCUUUUGUGAAUAGGUAGAGCGGGUAGAGGGUCGUCUCUGCUCUCUGCUGAUUUUAUUAAACAACUUUCAUCGCUUCCAUCUGCUUUAUUACAACAAAUACAGAUUGCCUUUUCCUGAAUCUGCAGAGCUAGUAUGUAUGGGUGACAUUUUGAGGCAGCAAGAAAAUACAUAAAAAA